Messenger RNA from Microthlaspi erraticum, 2625 nucleotides. NCBI's taxonomy places the organism in Eukaryota, Viridiplantae, Streptophyta, Magnoliopsida, Brassicales, Brassicaceae. The record is from the annotation of a GenBank genome assembly.
AUGGAUAAGUCAUGGAUAAACAAACCACAUUUAUCUCAAGAUUACAAAUUAGGAGUGAAAAGCUUCUUGGAUUUUGCAUUUGGCAAAUCAACUGCACUGGUGAUGAAAUGUCCAUGUAACCGUUGUUCUCUGGUCAAAUCUAAGUCAAGAGAAGAUGUCGAAGGUGAUUUAAUGUGCUUUGUUUUUUUAAAUACUUACACAAGUUGGUACCUACAUGGAGAGGAUGUAUGUGUCACAGAGACUGCUCAAGUGCCUUCUGAUAUUGCUCAAGUUGAAUCGGAUUCAACUGUGAAUCUCUUGGAUGAUCUUUUUCCUAAUAGUGAUACGAAUAUGCAUGGUGGUGAUGAACCUGGAUCGUUUGAGCAUACUAUGGGUACUGAUAGGCCAUCAACUUCAAGUGGAAAUUGUGGAGAAGGGGAAGAUUUUGAUGAGCUGUUUGCUGAUUUUAAUCAAGAGCUAUAUACAGGAUGCACUAAGUUCACGAAGUUGUCCUUUCUAUUGAAGCUAUACCAUAUCAAAUGCAUGUGCGGGAUUAGUGAUAAGGGGAUAUCCAUGGUGCUUGAUUUGCUGAAAGAAGCAUUUACACAUGCCAAACUGCCAGACUCCUUUAAUGGCAUGAAAAAGGUUAUUCGCAAAUUAGGAUUGAACUACAAGUCAAUCCAUGCAUGUCCGAAUGAUUGCAUGUUAUAUUGGGAGGGAGAUGCAGAAAGGGAGGAUUGCAAAGUUUGUGAAGCUUCUCGCUGGAAAGUUUCUGAAGCUUCUCGCUGGAAAGUUUCUGAAAAGAGUACAGUCUCUGGAUCAGAAAAUAUAACAAAGAAAGCUCCUGCAAAAGUUUUGCGUUAUUUUCCUCUAAAACCACGGCUGCAACGUUUAUUCAUGUCAUCAAAGACGGCUAAACACAUGACAUGGCAUGUGACUGCUAGUAACAGUGAUGGUAAGCUUCGACAUCCAAGAGACGGAUUGGCUUGGAAGGCAUUCGAUCAAAAAUAUCCUGAAUUUGCAUCUGAUCCGAGAAAUGUCAGACUAGGCUUGGUGACUGAUGGUUUUAACCCGUUUGGUACAAUGAGUAGUAGUCACAGCAUAUGGCCAGUUAUACUAUUUCCUUAUAAUUUUCCACCUUGGAUGUCUAUGAAGCAGACAUCAAUGAUCUUGUCUAUGGUUAUCCCUGGAAAGCACAUGCCUGGGAAUGAUAUAGAUGUCUACUUGCAACCACUUAUCAAAGAGUUGAAGGAGUUAUGGUCUGAUGGGAUUGAAACACUAGAUUCCUCCACAAAACAAAGGUUUAACAUGCGAGCAGCGAUCAUGUGGACAGUUAGUGAUUUUCCGGGUCUUGGAAAUUUGUCUGGGUGGAAUACGUAUACGACAUUAGCUUGUCCAAGCUGCAAUUAUGAAGGCAUCGGACAACGUUUACGCCAUGGGAGAAAAAACUGUUUUAUUGGCCAUCGUCGUUUUCUCCCUCAAGAUCAUGACUUUCGUCAAAAUGAAACAAAUUUUGAUGGAAAAAUAGAAACCAGAGCUCCACCAGGUACGAUUUCAGGUUCUACAAUUAUUCAUCAGCUAGAACAAGUUAAUGUUAGACUUGGUAAGAAACCUCGUGUAUUUGGAGUGGGAAAAAAGAGGGCUCGAAGUGUUGGUGAAAGUUCUGAGAAAAAUGUGUUUGACAAUCUAGUUUACACAUUAUUGGAUGACAAAGACAAAUCGAAGGAUAAUCUGAAUGCUAGAAAAGAUCUCUGUGAGUUGGGUAUACGUUCUGAAUUGUGGCCUGUUGAUAAUGAGAAGUAUCAAGCAGCAUGUUUUACUCUGAACAAGGAAGGCAAAGACAUCUUCUUAAGUGUCUUAAAGAAUGUAAGACUCCAUGAUGGUUAUGCUUCAAACCUAUCAAGUUGUGUUGAUGUGUGUAGUGGAAAGCUAUCAGGCUUGAAAAGCCACGACUGUCACGUGAUAAUGAGAGAUUUAUUCUCAGUUGCUAUUCGGAAUCUGCUGCCGGAAAAUGUGAGAUCAACCAUUAUCGAGCUUUGUCAAUUUUUUAGAGAUAUAUCUGCCAAGGUCCUUGAUAUCGAUGAGCUUGAUAAAUUACAAGACCGUGUUGUCUUGAUUUUAUGUCGCAUGGAGAUGUUUUUUACUCCGUCAUUUUUUACGGUGAUGGUACAUUUGAUCGUACAUCUCACAGAAGAGGCAAAGUAUGGAGGGCCAGUUCCAUUUCGUUGGAUGUAUCCCAUUGAGAGGAAGUACAAAAAUGAGCUAUGGAUGCAGAACUCUCAACUAAACAGAAGGAAUCGUGCUAUAGACAUUGAUCGAGAAAUGCAUCUUAAUUUUGCAAAAUGGAUCAAACAGAAAGUAGAGAUGAAUGAGAUAGACGGGAUUACUGAUGAUUUGCGAUGCUUAGCUCUUCGUCCAUCAGAACAAGUUGUGAAGUAUACAGCUUACAAUGUCAAUGGUUUCAAAUUCCGGACAACAAAAAGAGAUUCUAGCCUGAAAACACAAAAUAAUGGUGUUUAUGUGGCUGCUGAGACUAUGAGCUAUGCUAGUUCUCGUGAUCCAAAUCCUAGAGCAGAAUGGAAGAUCGCUGUUCACAUUCAGCCUAAGGAUGUUUAUGAUAUGGGAGAUCCAAAUGAUUCAGAAUAA